AUGUCGGACUUCGACGAGUUCGAGCGGCAGCUCAACGAGAAUAAGCAAGAGCGCGACAAGGAGAACCGGCACCGCAAGCGCAGCCACAGCCGCUCCCGGAGCCGGGACCGCAAGCGUCGCAGCCGGAGCCGUGACCGCCGCAACCGGGACCAGCGCAGCGCCUCCCGGGACAGGCGGCGCCGCAGCAAACCUUUGACCAGAGGCGCUAAAGAGGAGCACGGUGGAUUGAUUCGCUCCCCCCGCCACGAGAAGAAGAAGAAGGUCCGCAAAUACUGGGACGUGCCGCCGCCGGGCUUCGAGCACAUCACCCCCAUGCAGUACAAGGCCAUGCAAGCUGCCGGUCAGAUUCCAGCCACCGCCCUCCUCCCCACCAUGACCCCCGACGGUCUGGCUGUGACGCCGACGCCGGUGCCCGUGGUCGGGAGCCAGAUGACCAGACAGGCCCGGCGACUCUACGUGGGCAAUAUCCCCUUCGGCAUCACUGAGGAGGCCAUGAUGGAUUUCUUCAACGCUCAGAUGCGGCUGGGGGGGCUGACGCAGGCCCCCGGCAACCCCGUCUUGGCCGUGCAGAUUAACCAGGACAAGAACUUUGCCUUCUUAGAGUUCCGCUCAGUGGACGAGACCACCCAGGCCAUGGCCUUCGACGGCAUCAUCUUCCAGGGCCAGUCACUGAAGAUCCGCAGGCCUCAUGACUACCAGCCCCUGCCGGGCAUGUCGGAGAACCCCUCUGUCUACGUGCCUGGAGUCGUGUCCACCGUGGUCCCAGACUCUGCACACAAGCUUUUCAUCGGGGGCUUACCCAACUACCUGAAUGAUGACCAGGUGAAAGAGCUGCUGACGUCGUUCGGGCCACUUAAGGCCUUCAACCUGGUCAAGGACAGUGCCACCGGGCUCUCCAAGGGCUACGCCUUCUGUGAGUACGUGGACAUCAACGUCACGGACCAGGCCAUCGCGGGGCUGAAUGGGAUGCAGCUGGGAGAUAAGAAGCUGCUGGUCCAGAGGGCGAGUGUGGGCGCCAAGAAUGCCACGCUGAGCACCAUCAACCAGACCCCCGUGACCUUGCAAGUGCCCGGCCUGAUGAGCUCGCAGGUGCAGAUGGGCGGGCACCCGACGGAGGUGCUGUGCCUGAUGAACAUGGUGCUGCCCGAGGAGCUGCUGGACGACGAGGAGUACGAGGAGAUCGUGGAGGACGUGCGCGACGAGUGUGGGAAGUACGGGCUCGUCAAGUCCAUCGAGAUCCCGCGGCCCGUGGACGGCGUGGAGGUGCCCGGCUGCGGGAAGAUCUUCGUGGAGUUCACCUCUGUGUUUGACUGCCAGAAAGCCAUGCAGGGCCUGACGGGUCGCAAGUUCGCCAACAGAGUGGUCGUCACAAAAUACUGUGACCCCGACUCUUACCACCGCCGGGACUUCUGGUAG
Rangifer tarandus platyrhynchus (Svalbard reindeer) is the source of this 1416-nucleotide messenger RNA. NCBI's taxonomy places the organism in Eukaryota, Metazoa, Chordata, Mammalia, Artiodactyla, Cervidae. The record is from the annotation of a GenBank genome assembly.